Zasmidium cellare ATCC 36951 is the source of this 1980-nucleotide messenger RNA. RefSeq lists its product as uncharacterized. The coding region runs from base 1 to 1980 and encodes 659 amino acids. The transcript has a single exon. The record is from RefSeq and is a predicted model, not a curated record. NCBI's taxonomy places the organism in Eukaryota, Fungi, Ascomycota, Dothideomycetes, Mycosphaerellales, Mycosphaerellaceae.
AUGAGCGGCGAUCUGAGCAGGCGGUCCAGCCGCGCUCCGCUGAUCCAGGCCGAUGACACCAAUUCCCUGACAUCCUUCCCCGACCCUGCAGACUCGGCGAGUCCCCCUCUACAACCCCAGGCCAAUGCCAGCGAACCCUUGAGCAAUGAUGACCUGACGACCAUCCCCGACAACGCCGCGCCAGGUGCCAGCGAACCCGUCCUCAAUGGCCUCUUGGACUCCGGACCGUCCAUGUUCGACGAGCAGGACGGCCCGCCGAGUCAUCCACAAUCCCUCUCCGCGGCAUCGACAGAAAACCUCCGCAGGAUCAUCGACCAUCGCGGCGCCGUGGAACUCGUGAGGCAUCUUUCCGCGCUUUUGGCGGAGCGGGACGCGCAUGUGACGGCGCUCACGCGGUUGGCACAGGAGUGGAAAAUUCCUGCGAAUCGCAUUGCGGAGACGGCGAAUCGUGUUAAGCAGGCGGAGCGGAGGAGGCUGUCGCUUGCGGCGGCGGCGAGUGAGGAUUUGGCGCCGACUAAUACUUCGGAAAGCAGUGAUUCGACGAUGCCGGAGCCGGUGGUGGACAGUAGUGUUGGGACGAUUCGGGGGUUGACGAAGCUGUUUGGGGGCAAUGGGAAGCGCAAGGACAGCUUGAAGCCAACGGCGGCUUCGGUGAGGACUGCGUCGUCUUCGAGAUCGGCUUCGGUGCAGCCGCCGCCUAUCAGGUCUAGGGCGGAUAGACCGAAGUCGAUUGAUGUGCUUAGUGUUAACAGCAAUGAAAGCGCGGGAUGGACUUCUACGUUGACUGGAACCAUUAAGGGGAUUAGUGGAAUUGGAGCCAGUGCACGCCGGGAUUCACGUGCCAGUCGGGAGCCCAGAGAGCCCGUGGAGAUGAGUACGAGGCAUGAUAAGGAUCAGUUACCGCCGACCUUGUCACAACCAUCGUCGAAGGAUCCCCAGGAGUCUGAGUGGAACAAGUUCCUCGUGCGAUUGAUGAAGUCCCGAGAGCAAGCUGGAGAAGAAGCUAAGAGUGGCGAGCUCGUAGGGGCUUCACGAUGGGGCCAUGAAGGGAAUAGUGGCAAGCAGAAACUGGAAAUGCUCACAAGGCUUGUCGUCGGCGGCAUCCCAAUGCGCCUCCGCCACCCCAUCUGGAUGGAACUCUCGGACACCUAUUCUAUCAUGCAGCCGGAUGCGUACAAACACUACCUCACCAUGAACGACAACCCCGACCCCGAAGAAAUUGACGCCAUCCUCAAAGACGUCCCUCGCACACUCACCAGCAAAUACGACUACUAUGCGGAAAAAGGCUACGACCGCCUCAAAAAAGUCCUCAUCGCCUUCGUAAACAAAUACCCGGGUCUAGGCUACACCCAAGGCCUCAACAUGAUCGCAGGCUACCUCCUCCUGGCGAUCCCGGACGAAAGCGACGCCUUCUGGGUCCUCUGCAACAUGGUCGACCACUUCUUCCCCCUCGACUACUUCUCCAAAGAAACCGCCCUCUCCGCCCCCAUCUCCGACAACAUCGUCCUCCGCCAAUACGUGCGCGAACUCCUCCCCAAACUCAGCGAACACCUCAUCGCCCUCGACAUCUCCCCGCAACACACCGUGCCCCUCUCCUGGUUCCUCACGGCCUUCGCCUCCGUCCUCCCCGAAUCCAUCCUCCUCCGCAUCUGGGACGUCUGGCUCUGCCUCCCCCACCAGAAAACUUUCCUCUUCAACGUCGCCCUCACGCUCCUCCAGCAGCACGCCAAGGAGCUUUUGGAAUGUGAGACGCAAGGCGAGUACUUCGCAUACAUGACGAGUAAGAUCGGCGUCGCGGAGGAGGAGGCGAGGAUCGGGGAGUUUUUAAGGCAGGCGUUUUUGUUGAGGAGGCGGUUGGAGGGCGUGGAGGUGAGGAGGGCGGUGGAGAUGAAGAGGUUGAGGAAGAGCGCUAGUAUGGAUGCGCUGUAUGAUGGGGAGGAUGCGGGCCGUAGGGAGGGCGAGGGGGAGGGGGAGGAUUAA